Molecule: messenger RNA, 124 nt
Organism: Dibothriocephalus latus
Lineage: Eukaryota; Metazoa; Platyhelminthes; Cestoda; Diphyllobothriidea; Diphyllobothriidae
Source: the annotation of a GenBank genome assembly
AAGUCUGAGGAGCACGCACCAGAACACAAGUUCCAGCUCAUCAAGGGUGACAAUAAAGAUGACAGUGACGAUGACGAUGUUGGCGAACUUUGAUUUUUAUGGGGUAGGAGCAGCAUCGGUUUGA